AUGGUCGAAAUACUCAAAAUCGAAACAACAACAAUACCAAUAACAACAACAACCAUACUCAUUCUCCUCAUCCUACCUCCUCCUCUGCCUAUUCUUCUGUCUAUUCUUCUCCUUCGGCGUCUUCUUCUCCAGCUCCUUCCCGUCGCCACACUCGUUGUCCCCAGACUGGCAGGGUGAGCCCGCUCACUCUGGCAGCCUGGAAUGUUCGUUCCCUUCUAGACAAUCCGAAGAGCCACCGACCGGAACGUAGGAAAGCACUAGUGGUUCGGCAACUGGCGCGCUACAAGGUGGACAUCGCAGCACUCAGAGAGACCUGAUCCUCCGAACAAGGCCAACUGGGGGAGGUAGGUGCCGGCUACACCUUCUUCUGGAGUGGUCGGCCCAGGGCAGAGCGAUAAGACGCGGGGUCGCCUUCGCCAUCCGGAACGACAUCGUGGGACGACUACCCUGUCCGCCGCAAGGCAUCAAAAAUCGCCUGAUGAGCCUCCGCCUGCCUCUCCGGGGAGGUUGAUUCGCCACCAUCAUCAGCGCCUACGCUCCGCCGAUGAGCAGACCCGACGCCGCUGCAAGAGACAAAUUCUACGAGGAUCUGCACGCCCUCUAGAAGACUAUGUCGACGGUGGACAAGUUGAUUGUCUUUAGUGACUUCAACGCUCGCGUCGAACAGACCAUGCUGCCUGGAGAGGAGUGCUGGGUCCCCAUGGUCUCCGCGGUUUCAACGACGAUGGUCUGCUCCUUCCACGCACCUGCGCAGAACACCGACUCAUCUAGACGAACAUCUUCUGUCUGUCGGAGCGAGAGAAGGCCACCUGGAGGCAUCCUCGGUCACGUCAGUGGCACCUGCUGGACUACGUCCUCGUCCGGGGGCGAGAUCGGCGGGACGUGCUGGUGACAAAGGCGAUCGCGGGUGCUGACGGGUGGACCGACCAUUGUCUCGUCAUCUCGAAGAUGCGUAUUCGCCUACAGACCCGCAGGAGACCACAAGGUAAGCGACCCACAGGUAAGCUGAAUGUUGCCUUGUUGUCUUUGCCCGUUCACCCUCUCCAUUUCAGCAAUGUGCUAGCUCAACGGCUAGGCAGCCUUCCAGUCGUUGCCGCCGCUUCUGCUGCUGCUGAGAACGCCUCCGUGGAGAACCGCUGGUGUAAACUGCGGGACACGGUCCAGUCGACGGCGCUGGCCGUCCUUGGUCGCGCACGCCGCCAACAUCAGGACCGGUUCGACGACAACGACGCCGUCAUCUGAAAUCUGCUUGCCGAGAAGAACUGCCCACACAAAGCCUACGUAGACCACCCCACUGACAACAACAAAGCUGCUUUCAACCGCAGUCGCCGCCUCCUAAAACAGCGAAUGCGCGAGAUGCAGGACGCCAGGACGGCUCGCAAGGCUGACGAGAUCCAAAGGUAUGCGGACCGCAACGAAUGGAAUAGCUUCUUCUCCGCGGCCAAAGCUGUCUACGGUCCGCCGACCGAAGGCACUGCUCCUCUCGUCAGCACCGAUGGCAGCACUCUCCUGACUGAGAAGACAAAAAUUCUACAGCGAUAG
This is a messenger RNA of Spirometra erinaceieuropaei, 1542 nucleotides long. The record is from the annotation of a GenBank genome assembly. Lineage: Eukaryota; Metazoa; Platyhelminthes; Cestoda; Diphyllobothriidea; Diphyllobothriidae.